UCUCACGCACGCCGUGUAGUUUUGGUGUGAGUGUUGUGAUGCUAGCAUGCCGCAGCGUUUCAGGGCGAACAUGUGAGCUUUAGCAACAUUUCUACAUAUUUUUUAUAGCGGUUAUAUAUACUUUCACUACACGGCAACCAAGGCAACAGCGCGGCGAACAUGGCGGGAGUUAUCCGGCGGCUGGACGAGACUGUUGUCAACCGGAUAGCUGCAGGAGAAGUCAUCCAGCGACCUGCUAACGCCAUCAAAGAAAUGAUUGAGAACUGUUUGGAUGCCAAGGCCAGCAGCAUCCAGGUGACGGUGAAAGAGGGCGGACUGAAGCUGAUCCAGAUCCAGGACAACGGCACUGGCAUCAGGAAAGAGGACAUGGAGAUCGUGUGUGAGCGCUUCACCACCAGCAAACUGCAGACCUUCGAGGACCUUACAAGCAUUUCUACCUAUGGAUUCAGAGGAGAGGCACUUGCCAGCAUAAGCCAUGUUGCUCAUGUGACCAUAACAACCAAAACCGCCGAUGCCAAGUGUGCCUACAGAGCCAGCUACAGUGAUGGGAAACUAAAAGCCGCUCCCAAACCCUGCGCUGGAAACCAGGGAACACAGAUUCUUGUGGAGGAUCUUUUCUACAACGUCUCCACCAGGAGGAAGGCCUUAAAGAGCCCCAGUGAGGAGUACUCCAGGAUCGUGGAGGUGGUCAGCAGGUAUGCCAUUCACAACUCAGGGAAAAGCUUUUCUGUGAAGAAGCAAGGAGAGACGGUGGCGGAUGUGAGGACUCUACCCAAUGCGUCCAUAGUGGAUAACAUCCGGGGGGUGUUUGGCAAUGCAGUCAGCAGGGAGCUGAUCGAAGUCGGCUGCGACGAUCAGAAACUCGCCUACAAGAUGAAGGGAUACGUCUCAAACGCAAACUACUCAGUCAAGAAGUGCAUCCUGAUCCUCUUCAUCAACCAUCGUCUUGUGGAGUCCAGCGCCCUGAAGAAAGCCAUCGAGACGGUUUACGCUGCGUAUCUCCCCAAGAACACGCAUCCUUUCCUCUACCUCAGCCUGGAGAUCGCUCCACACAACAUCGACGUGAAUGUUCACCCCACAAAACACGAGGUGCACUUCCUGCACGAGGACUGCAUCAUCGAGAGCGUCCAGAAGCACGUUGAGAGCAAACUGCUGGGCUCCAACUCCUCACGCACCUAUUUCACACAGACUUUACUGCCGGGGCUGUCGGUCUCUGCGGGCGGCGAGGUCAAGUCCUCCUGCGGCUCCACGGCCGAGUCGGCAGAGCGCGUCUACGCUCAUCAGAUGGUCCGGACCGACAGCCGAGCGCAGAAGCUGGACGCCUUCCUGCAGCCGAAGGAGAGGCCGCCUCCUAACCCCGAGCCUCCUGCUCCCGGCGGCAGGGAGGCGGCUGCCGAAAAGCCCCGGCCCGCCGCCGCAGACGUGGACGAGAUGGACGAUGUGGAGAUGCUGGAGGCCGCGGCUGAGCAGGAAGCAGCGGAUCCAGACGACAGCGGAGAAUCCGGCUCCAACAUUCAAGACGUUCCCAGGAAGCGUCCCAGGACAGAGCAGCAGCAGCAGCAGCAGGAAGAGGAGCAGGAGGAGCAGACGGCUGCAGCCACACCCAAGAGACGAGUUAUCAAACUGACCAGCAUCAAGGAGCUGAGAGCCGAGAUCACUGAGAACACACACAAAGGUCUUCAAGAUAUGCUCCAGAAUCACUCGUUUGUGGGCUGUGUCAACCCUCAGUGGACUCUGAUCCAGCAUCAAACCAAACUGUACCUGCUCAACACCACCAAACUCAGUCAGGAGCUUUUCUACCAAAUUCUGAUCUACGACUUCGGGAACUUCGGUGUGCUGAGAUUAUCUACGCCGGCUCCAGUUUACGACCUGGCCAUGCUCGCUCUGGACUCCGAGGAGAGCGGCUGGACGGAGGAGGACGGGCCCAAGGAAGGCCUGGCGCAGUACAUCGUGGACUUCCUGAAGAAGAAGGCCGAGAUGCUGGAGGACUACUUCUCCGUGGAGAUAGACCAGGAGGGGAACCUAACCGGCCUGCCGUUGUUGCUCGAUAAAUUCACUCCGGUCAUGGAGGGGCUCCCCAUGUUCAUCCUGCGCCUCGCCACUGAGGUGAACUGGGACAACGAGAAGGAGUGCUUCAGAGACUUCAGCAAGGAGUGCAGCCACUUCUACUCCAUCAGGAAGCAGUACAUCCUGGAGGCCGAGCCGCGAGAGGAGCACAAGGAGGCUGAGCUGAACUGGCGCUGGAACGUCGAACACGUCGUCUUCAAGGCUUUCCGAAACCUCUUCAGUCCCCCGAAGCAGUUCAGCGAGGACGGCAGCGUGCUGCAGAUCGCCAACCUGCCCGACCUCUACAAAGUGUUUGAGAGGUGCUGAGGCCGGAAAAUCAACGAGACAGGCUGCUCCAAGUUUUUAUACGUCAUGUAAUAUUAGUGUUGUAAAUAAAAAGCUUUGUAUGAACGA
Molecule: messenger RNA, 2460 nt
Organism: Myripristis murdjan (pinecone soldierfish)
Lineage: Eukaryota; Metazoa; Chordata; Actinopteri; Holocentriformes; Holocentridae
Gene: mlh1
Product: mutL homolog 1, colon cancer, nonpolyposis type 2 (E. coli)
Exons: 19
Coding region: 160-2373 (737 amino acids)
Biological process (GO): mismatch repair
Cellular component (GO): MutLalpha complex
Molecular function (GO): ATP-dependent DNA damage sensor activity; mismatched DNA binding; ATP binding
Source: RefSeq, a predicted model, not a curated record